CAAAUCACGAGGCAUGGUAAAAGAAUAGAUAAAGAUGAAAUCCUGGCAGUGGAGACUGCACACAAACACAGAGAGAGAGAGAGAGGGUUAAAACCUCCGUCUCUUCCUCUUUCUUCUUACUUCCAUCACUACCAUCACUUCCAAGUUCCGAUCCAACUUAUUACUCACCUUCUUCCCUCCUUUUUCCUUCUAUUAAAAAAAAAUAAAUAAAUAAAGAAUAGUUUGGCCCAAAGUUGGAAAGAAGAGAGACAUGACCAUGACGAGGAGUGUGCCUCUUGGUGUUUCCUCUUCGCUGGUUCUAAGUGUGAAAGCCCUUCCUCUUCAUCCCACCACCUUCUCACCUUCCAUCUCUUCCAAGGUUCAGUUUAGGGUUAGGGUUAGAGUUCCUCUAACCACAUCCAAUAAACUGAAUAAACUUUCCCUCCGAUCUGAAUCAGGGAUCUGUGGAGCGAGCCAGGCAGUUGAUUUGUUUCCAUCCAAUUAUUCUGAAGUGAUUGUUCGGGAUGCUCGACUGGAGGAUUGUUGGGAAGUGGCCGAUACUCAUUGUAGCUCAUUCUUUCCGGACUAUACUUUCCCAAUAGAUUUGGCACUGAGGAUUGACCGAUUUGUGGCACUGUUGUCUGGGUUCUCAGUGCCCCUGGGCUGUAUGAGAGCUUGUCUUGUUGCUAUCUCUGGUCCUUCAUUGAAUGAUAAUUUAUACUGUGGAAGUGAACAAAUCAAAUUUGGAGAUCUUGAAGGAAAAUUCAGUAUAAAUAGAGGAUCUGUGGCUGGAAUAUUGACAAUAGAUACCGUGGCUGAUUUUCUACCUAGAAAAGGACCAUUACAUCAAAGAAGAACUGGAAUAGCAUAUAUAUCGAAUGUUGCAGUCCGUGAGACUGAGAGACGGAAGGGGAUUGCCAAGAAGCUUGUGGCCAAAGCAGAAGUUCGAGCUAGGAGCUGGGGCUGCCGGGCAGUUGCUCUACACUGUGAUUCAGAAAAUUUGGCCGCUUUAAAGUUGUACUUAGGACAGGGUUUUAAAUGCAUCAAAGUUCCUGAUCAAGCGAAAUGGCCGCAACCAAAGGCCUCCUCGGCUACCAGGUUUAACUUCAUGAUGAAAUUGCUUUCUCCUAACCGGGUCUCUUGAUUUUUCUGGCACAAAAAGUACAUGAAUUCUCAAUUGUUACAGUGUUAGUCACCAGAAAGAUGUACAGGAUCAGUGAACACUGAACGGUUGUGUAUCUAUGUAUUCAUAUAUGGCACACUGCAAGAUGAUGAUAUGGUGUUCACUGUAUUGGUUUAAUUCAACCAUUGUUAUAUAGUGGAAUUGGAACA
This is a messenger RNA of Dioscorea cayenensis subsp. rotundata (Guinea yam), 1311 nucleotides long. RefSeq lists its product as uncharacterized. Gene Ontology annotation, cellular component: chloroplast. Lineage: Eukaryota; Viridiplantae; Streptophyta; Magnoliopsida; Dioscoreales; Dioscoreaceae. The coding region runs from base 251 to 1123 and encodes 290 amino acids. The transcript is spliced from 3 exons. Gene Ontology annotation, molecular function: N-acetyltransferase activity. The record is from RefSeq and is a predicted model, not a curated record. Gene Ontology annotation, biological process: N-terminal protein amino acid acetylation.